GUUAACGAAAAGUAUAUACUUCAUACAAUAAAGAAGAGUAUAUAUUGGAGCUGUAGUUUCUUUCAUAAGCUGACCGACUCUUUAUUUGGCGGCGCUUAUUUGAUUUAUUACUUCAAAAGAAAAGUUCUUUUUGUUUUCUCUUUUUAUAAUCUUCAACUCCCUACUUGUGUGUGUUGUCUAAAUGUCUAUAUAUAUAUAACGGUCUGUUUAAGAAACUUGCAUUGGUACUAGUUUGUUCUUGUCAACCUUGUUGAAAAGUAUAUAUUGUAAACUUUUGCGUUUCUGUAUUGGAGGUUUUGGUUGAGUUUUCUUUUUGAUUAUUGCAUGUGUAUCUACAAGGUGGCGAAUUCAAGAGACAAAAUAUCUAACAGGAGAAGACAUGAAGAUUGGGAUAGAGAUGAUAAUUAUAAUGUGUUGGAAUCGAUGUUUUCGGGUAAUAUUAAUAGAGAAGAGGAGAUGUCUGUCAUGGUUUCUGCACUAACCCAUGUUGUUGCUGGUGAAGAUAGAUUGAAUCACCAAAUCUUGACUGAUGAAAAUGGUGCAGCUGAGAAUAAUCUUGGUUCAGGUUUCUCUGCAGUUUCUUGGGGUGUUGGAGAGAAAAGAGGACGUAAUGAAGAGCAAAGUGGCCAUCAUUUCUUACAUUUUGGAAGUUCUGAUAUUAGAUCAUCAGGUGGCGAAGGUACAAGCAUUAGGACAAUUACCAGCAGCACACCAACAACAGAAGCAACAUUUAUAUACACUUCCACAAAUGAUAAUCAGAACAGUAGCAGUGAUCAAUCUAGUGGAGGAGAUAAUAAUAAUAAUAAUAAUAAUAAUAAUAAUAGUCAACCAAAAAGAAGAUACAGAGGAGUUAGACAAAGGCCAUGGGGUAAAUGGGCAGCUGAAAUAAGAGAUCCAUAUAAAGCAACAAGAGUUUGGCUUGGAACUUUUGAUACAGCUGAAGCAGCUGCUAGAGCUUAUGAUGAAGCUGCUCUUAAAUUCAGAGGUAGCAAAGCCAAACUCAAUUUCCCAGAAAAUGUUAAACUCUUGCCAUCUCCAGUAUUAUCUGAUUCUCCAAAUACACUUUAUUCCGUUUCUUCAUCGCCCGAUCCAAUAGUUCAUACUUCUCUGUAUCGUCCCAAUUUUAUUGGAUAUCCCCUAAGGGACGAUGAGCCAAUACUUCACACUUCUCAGUAUCGUUCCAAUUUUAUUGAACGUCCCCGAACGGACGAGCCAAUACUUCACACUACUCAUCAUCAAGCUUUGAAUAGUAGUAGUACUGAUUUAAAUGCUCAAAUUUUUACCAAUGAUGAUGAGUUUCUUAGGCUGCAUGUGCCUUAUUUUCCGAAUAUGUUUUUAUCUCCUGUUCAGCCAGAUGCUAGUCAGAGCGAACUCGUAACUGAAACUCUAGCUCCGCCCCCGAGUCAGAAUAGUGGGAGCUCUGACUCGGGAGCGAUUUUCAAACUGCUGCUUCUAAUUGGUCAAAUUCAGCUUAUGAUCACCCUUCUUCUUCUUCUGGAUAAUAUUAUGUAUUGUACUUGAAUAUUUCAUCUUCUUAGAAGAUUUGACUAGCUAGCUAGCUAGUACAUUAAUUAUAUCCAUCACACGAGGUGAUUUUUUUUAAUGUAUUAGUGAACAAGAAUUGGCCAGCAUUGUCAAAAUUCAUAGGAGUACGUGGAUUAAGGUCUUCUUUUCUUUUUUGUUAGUUUUGGUGAUAUAUUGUUUUGUUAGAAGUACAUCAAUAAUGUACGUAAUAAUCCUCGAAACAAAAUCCACGUAUCCUUUUUGUUUGUGAUGCCAAA
Nicotiana tabacum (common tobacco) is the source of this 1781-nucleotide messenger RNA. Its product is annotated as ethylene-responsive transcription factor ABR1-like. NCBI's taxonomy places the organism in Eukaryota, Viridiplantae, Streptophyta, Magnoliopsida, Solanales, Solanaceae. The record is from RefSeq and is a predicted model, not a curated record. Gene Ontology annotation, biological process: ethylene-activated signaling pathway; regulation of DNA-templated transcription. Gene Ontology annotation, molecular function: DNA-binding transcription factor activity; DNA binding.